AUGAGUGAAAUAACAGAUCCAUCAACUUACAAUAAACGAGAUCUUUUGCUCGUGUUACAAUUACUUCAUACUGAAGGGUUGAUAGAUCCAUCAGCUAUAAAUGCCAAACCAUCGAUUUUGAAAGAUAUUUCAUAUAAUUGGUUCAAUCAUAAAAGUACAAAGUUAUCUAUGAUGAAUGGGUUAGAUAUAGGAAAACAAUGGACUAUAGGUCAAUUAGUGGAAUUAUACAAUAACUUAUUAGCAGAAUAUCCCAAUUGUUCUAAUACCACAGAUUUGGCUAAUACUAUAUAUGCAGAAAGAGUAGAAGAAUUAGAGAGGAAGUUAGAAGAUAGCCAACAACAAUUUGAAGACUUGAUUAAUGAAUAG
Molecule: messenger RNA, 366 nt
Organism: Yamadazyma jaroonii
Lineage: Eukaryota; Fungi; Ascomycota; Pichiomycetes; Serinales; Debaryomycetaceae
Source: the annotation of a GenBank genome assembly